CAGGUGUUACCCCUGCCCUGGGGGUGGGGGUGGGGACCUGGCAUCAGCUGGGCUGGGCUCGCUGUUCAUCCGUUGGGAUAGUGUCUCUCUGUGUCUCAGGAGCAAGGAGCAGGUGACCCUGGAGGCACUGUGAGCGGGAAGCUCUGAGGCUGAACCACCUCUGCAUCCCGGCAGGAGGGCUCUGGGGCUUUGCCUAUGGCCUCUGCCACCAGGGCCAGAGAGAGGCCCUCUCUAGGGACAGACCCCAAGUUAAGGGGUCUAAGGCUCCCUUGGGGGUCUCGGCCACCAGAAGCUGAUGUCCUUAAUGCCUCAAAGGUGUGAAGGGAGGGCUGGAAUCCGGGACAUGAGGCCUAGAGAGCAAAGGGGCAGGGCACACCGUCCUGCCACAGGCAGGCUUGGAAGGCCCACAGGGAGCCCAGGGGACCUGAGGGGACAGGAACAGGCUGGAAGGGCUGUGGAAUAGGAGAGGCGGGGGCUCUGGGCUUGGGAUGGGUGCUGGUGCUGGAGCCGGGUGGAGAGGAAGCAGUCAGGUUUACUAUGGCCAAAUUUGGUUGUGGCUCCAAGGAAGACACAUUCUCAGUGAGAGAGGCCAGAGUCCCUAGAAUUUUGGCUCUUCGCGUGAGUUGCUGAUCCCUGGUGACUGGCCCGGCACUCUGGGGGCUCUGGAAGCCUCCCUCUCAGGGCCUCUGCAGCAGAUCACGCCCCGGGAUGCCGUCUGGAGCCCGGAUGCCCCACCAGGGGGCGCCCAUGGGCCCCCCGGGCUCCCCGUACAUGGGCAGCCCCGCCGUACGACCCGGCCUGGCCCCCGCGGGCAUGGAGCCCGCCCGCAAGCGAGCAGCGCCCCCGCCCGGCCAGAGCCAGGCCCAGAGCCAGGGCCAGCCGGUGCCCACCGCCCCCGCGCGGAGCCGCAGUGCCAAGAGGAGGAAGAUGGCUGACAAAAUCCUCCCUCAAAGGAUCCGCGAGCUGGUCCCAGAGUCCCAGGCUUACAUGGACCUCCUGGCGUUUGAGAGGAAACUGGAUCAAACCAUCAUGCGGAAGCGGGUGGACAUCCAGGAGGCUCUGAAGAGGCCAAUGAAGCAAAAGCGGAAGCUACGUCUUUAUAUCUCCAAUACUUUUAACCCUGCGAAGCCUGAUGCAGAGGAUUCGGAUGGCAGCAUAGCCUCCUGGGAGCUGCGGGUGGAGGGGAAGCUCCUGGAUGACCCCAGCAAGCAGAAGCGGAAGUUCUCGUCCUUCUUCAAGAGUUUGGUCAUUGAGCUGGACAAAGACCUCUAUGGCCCUGACAACCACCUGGUGGAGUGGCACAGGACACCCACAACUCAGGAGACGGACGGGUUCCAGGUGAAGAGGCCGGGGGACCUGAGUGUGCGCUGCACGCUGCUCCUCAUGCUGGACUACCAGCCCCCCCAGUUCAAACUGGAUCCCCGCCUGGCCCGGCUGCUGGGGCUGCACACGCAGAGCCGCUCAGCCAUUGUCCAGGCCCUGUGGCAGUACGUGAAGACCAACAGGCUGCAGGACUCUCACGACAAGGAGUACAUCAACGGGGACAAGUAUUUCCAGCAGAUUUUUGAUUGUCCCCGGCUGAAGUUUUCUGAGAUCCCCCAGCGCCUCACAGCUCUGCUGUUGCCCCCUGACCCCAUUGUCAUCAACCAUGUCAUCAGCGUGGACCCGUCAGACCAGAAGAAGACAGCGUGCUACGACAUUGACGUGGAGGUAGAGGAGCCACUGAAGGGACAGAUGAGCAGCUUCCUCCUGUCCACAGCCAACCAGCAGGAGAUCAGCGCUCUGGACAGUAAGAUCCACGAGACGAUUGAGUCCAUAAACCAGCUCAAGAUCCAGAGGGACUUCAUGCUAAGCUUCUCCAGAGACCCCAAAGGCUACAUCCAAGACCUCCUCCGCUCCCAGAGCCGGGACCUCAAGGUGAUGACAGACGUGGCAGGCAACCCUGAGGAGGAGCGGCGGGCUGAGUUCUACCACCAGCCCUGGUCCCAGGAAGCUGUCAGCCGCUACUUCUACUGCAAGAUCCAGCAGCGCAGGCAGGAGCUGGAGCAGUCGCUGGUUGUGCGCAACACCUAGGAGCCCUGGGCACGAGCGCUGCUGUGGGCCCCUGGGCCCCUGCCCUGUCACCUCGGGCACUGCCGUCACUCCUGAUGCCUUGCGGCCGAGGUGGGGACCGGAUUAAAGGUCAUUCAUCUGA
This is a messenger RNA of Phacochoerus africanus (Common warthog), 2194 nucleotides long. RefSeq names its product SWI/SNF related, matrix associated, actin dependent regulator of chromatin, subfamily d, member 3 (gene SMARCD3). Gene Ontology annotation, biological process: regulation of transcription by RNA polymerase II. The record is from RefSeq and is a predicted model, not a curated record. Lineage: Eukaryota; Metazoa; Chordata; Mammalia; Artiodactyla; Suidae. Bases 709 to 2073 code for a protein of 454 amino acids. Gene Ontology annotation, cellular component: nucleus; SWI/SNF complex. The transcript has 13 exons.